Messenger RNA from Cynoglossus semilaevis (tongue sole), 2657 nucleotides. RefSeq lists its product as uncharacterized. The transcript is spliced from 9 exons. The record is from RefSeq and is a predicted model, not a curated record. The coding region runs from base 429 to 1955 and encodes 508 amino acids. Lineage: Eukaryota; Metazoa; Chordata; Actinopteri; Pleuronectiformes; Cynoglossidae.
UCGCUGCUCUGAUGUCCAGCUCCGCUUCUGACCAGUCAUUCACUCUACCUGAACACCGGCCGCUGGGAGGAGGACGCAGGAGGAGAAGGAGGAGGCGGUGGCUGCAGGUGAACACCGGGAGAACCAGGAUGACGAGGACCCUAAAUGCUUCUGGAACCUGGCCCCAUUCACUCACCCAGCUGGUGGAAAACACACACACACAGACACAGACACUGACACACGCUCCGUGGACAGACAGUCCAGCACGUGAGGACAGGCACAGAUACAAUGACCCGAGGAGAGGACGUCCACGGCUGGGAAUCUUCCAAGGAUGGACUGAACUUCAAGGAAAAAUAAACAUUUCAGCAAAUAUGAGGAACAUCUGAGGAUUCUUCUCCUCUUUUUACCAACCGACUUCACUCCGAACAUCAGGGAUUAUUGACACCAACAUGAGCACGAAGAAGAAGAAAAGUGGACUGGUCAUCAGCUGGCACAGGUCCAUCUCCAUUCUGGCUCCGUGGAGAAAAGGUAAAGGAGACAGAGACGCCGUCUUAGAAACUGAGGUGGUCCUCACCAAACUCAAGUUCUUCAGCAGCUUUCAGGACAAAGUCCUCGCGUCUAGUGACUGUGCAGCCGACAACCAAACAGUUUCCACUUCAGAGCAGGACGGAUCGGACCUCACCAUGGUCCAUGAGACGGAUUCACAUCUGAACGACAACUCCGUACCUCCUCAAACAGGGACAGACUUUCUGCCUGUCGUCUUUUCAAACUCCCAUUUGCCAAGGUUGUAUAAGUUUGAGUCUGAGGACUCUGGUGUGGACCUGCCCAGUGGAGCCAACUCUCCGUCCACACCCAUGGGUUCUGAGCAGAGCUUCGUGGUCCACAGUCGUGAGUCGUCCUGCCAUUCCUGCAACCUGAACUCAGACACGACCGUUCUCCCAGAGGAGCUGGUCAAACAAGCACAGGACUGUGAGACACAGGAUCCCAAACAUCCUCAGGACAAUAUCUCAGUACAUUCAGUAGAAUUCUGUUCGUCACCAGAACUUCACAUGGACAAAGAUGGAGAAGGAGAGCAGCACGGACCUUCAGGUAAUACCCCUGAGGAACACAAGGAGGUGUCUGAGCAGGUUGAGGAAACCAGAGUUUCACCUGAGAAGACCUGCCCAGAGGAAAACAGUGUGGAAAAACAGUCGUUAUCAGAAACCAAGGCUGACGUGAACGGCAGCGAGCCAGAGUCCAGGAGGAGGAGGAGGAGCAGUACGAGCGAAGGUCUGGAGGAGUACAUGGAGGAAUGCUGCAGACUGAGUCAGGAACAGCCAGCAGGUUCUGGGCCUCUGGGUUCUGGUCUGGGCUACCUGGGCCACAUCUGCCAACUGCUGGAAAAGAUCGGUCAGCUGCAGGAGACCAACCUGAAGCUGCAGAGACAGAUCUGUGGUCUGCAGAAGGACAGCAGGACGACCAAGGCCAAAGAGGACUUCUUCCACCAACACUGCAGCUGUGGAGCAGCCAGUCUCAUCUUCCAGCCCGCUCUGAAGAGACAGUCCAGAAACGACUUCCUGUCGCUCAGUGGAACCAUGUCUGACCUGUCCACCAUCCCGGAGGUCACCCAGCAUCCUCUCACCCCAAACACAGACUCGAGGAGCGAAGCUCUGUGGAGGAGGAGCCUGAACAGAAGGAGUUACACUGAGGGGGAGGUUCGAUUCCUCGGGGACAGCACCGAGGGCCUCUCCCAGCUCCCCCAGCGCAGGUUCAGCGACAACUACAACUACACCUGGGGUCGGGUCAAAGACCUGGUGAAGAGGUCAAAGGUCAGGAACCAGAGCAGACUGGGACUGGUCUCUCCAUCACUGAAGAUGUCCUGUCCACAGCUCUACAGGCCUGAUCUGGGACCAGUGGAACCUGCUGCUCACAGAAACAGGAACUCCAUGAUUGUUUUGGGCCACCAGAGUAAAACGGACUUCCCUUGGUCGCCAUAAACACGGAGGUCGGAUAUGAAGUUGUUCUGCAUCGAGGAAAAUCAGAGAGGAAGAGAAACUGUUUUGGAAAAGUACAAAGAAAAGAUGGGAAUGUGAAAAUAAGAGCUGAUGCUGGUGUAAGGGAUGUUGAUGCUGAAGGAGGAGACGGACAGAGAGAGAAGAGGACGAGGUUCUGGUGCUGGGACCUGCUGUGAUGUUCUGUUGGUUCAUCUACACCACGGAGGUUUGAUGAAGACGCUGCAAACGUGACACAUCGACGCAGCGUGAAUCUGAGAACGUUCCAGUGUGAAGUACAGUCCAGCGUUGUGUAACUGCAGAGAUAAUGUGUCCACGUACUGUAACGCACGGCCCAUACAUCACAUUAAACUAGGGGCUGCAGAUAAGGUGGGCCACAGGGGGGCAGCCUCCCCACCAGGCUCACCGCUCGCUCUUGUGUAACAGUUGAAAAUUCCAAACACUAUCACUUUACUGCUGCUUAAUUUCAGGAGCAGACGCUGGGAUUAUCCCCCUCUGUUAUUCUUAAUAUUUCAGCUCAUUAACUCGGACGAGAUGUUUGACGUUUUCUUGACGUCCAGAGAUUGUUCGUGACGCCUGAGGAGCUGUGAUUGGCCGACUGUUCCAGUGUUACAUCACCACAGAUACACAGUUACAGAAAGACUGAGGUCGAACGUUCCACACUCUGACCACAGGCUGUAAAAAAAA